CUGGGGAGGGAGAAACCAUGGAUCCCGGGCAGCAGCAGCCGCCGCCUCAGCCAGCCCCCCAGGGGCAAGGGCAGCCGCCCGCGCAGCCCCCCCAGGGGCAGGGCCCGCCGUCCGGGCCCGGGCAGCCGGCACCCCCGGGGUCCCAGGCGGCACCGCAGGCCCCCCCCGCCGGGCACCAGAUCGUGCACGUCCGGGGGGACUCGGAGACCGACCUGGAGGCGCUUUUCAACGCCGUCAUGAACCCCAAGACGGCCAACGUGCCCCAGACUGUGCCCAUGAGGCUCCGGAAGCUGCCUGACUCCUUCUUCAAGCCUCCAGAGCCCAAGUCCCACUCCCGACAGGCCAGUACUGAUGCAGGCACUGCAGGGGCCCUGACUCCACAGCAUGUUCGAGCUCAUUCCUCUCCAGCUUCCCUGCAGCUGGGAGCCGUAUCUCCUGGGACACUGACACCCACGGGAGUAGUCUCUGGCCCAGCAGCUACACCCACUGCUCAACACCUUAGACAGUCUUCUUUUGAGAUACCUGAUGACGUACCUCUGCCAGCGGGCUGGGAGAUGGCAAAGACAUCUUCUGGUCAGAGAUACUUCUUAAAUCACAUAGAUCAAACAACAACAUGGCAGGACCCCAGGAAGGCCAUGCUCUCCCAGAUGAACGUUACGUCCCCUACCAGUCCACCAGUGCAGCAGAACAUGAUGAAUUCGGCCUCAGGUCCUCUUCCUGAUGGAUGGGAACAAGCCAUGACUCAGGAUGGAGAAAUAUACUAUAUAAACCAUAAGAACAAGACCACCUCUUGGCUAGACCCCAGGCUUGACCCUCGUUUUGGUAAAGCCAUGAACCAGAGAAUCAGUCAGAGUGCUCCAGUGAAACAGCCACCACCCCUGGCCCCCCAGAGCCCUCAGGGAGGAGUCAUGGGUGGUGGCAAUUCCAACCAGCAGCAACAGAUGCGGCUGCAGCAGUUGCAGAUGGAGAAAGAGAGACUGCGACUGAAGCAGCAAGAACUGCUUCGGCAGGUGAGGCCACAGGCAAUGCGGAAUAUCAAUCCCAGCACAGCAAAUUCUCCAAAAUGUCAGGAAUUAGCUCUCCGUAGCCAGUUACCAACACUGGAGCAGGAUGGUGGGACUCAAAAUCCAGUAUCUUCUCCUGGGAUGUCUCAGGAAUUGAGAACAAUGACGACCAAUAGCUCAGAUCCCUUUCUUAACAGUGGCACCUAUCACUCUCGAGAUGAGAGCACAGACAGCGGACUAAGCAUGAGCAGCUACAGUGUCCCUCGGACCCCAGACGACUUCUUGAACAGUGUUGAUGAAAUGGAUACAGGUGACACUAUCAACCAAAGCACCCUACCCUCACAGCAGAACCGUUUCCCAGACUAUCUUGAAGCCAUUCCUGGGACAAAUGUGGACCUUGGAACACUGGAAGGAGAUGGAAUGAACAUAGAAGGAGAGGAGUUGAUGCCAAGUCUACAAGAAGCUUUGAGUUCUGACAUCCUUAAUGACAUGGAGUCUGUUUUGGCCGCCACCAAGCUAGAUAAAGAAAGCUUUCUUACAUGGUUAUAGAGCCCUCAGGUAGACUGAAUUCUAAAUCUGUGAAGGAUCUAAGGAGCUAUACCUGAAAUUUCCAAAUAAGCCAGUUGUGAUCUUCUGGCUAAUACCGAAAAAGAUGAACAAACGUCCAGCAAGAUUCUUUCAUCCACUAUUUUGCUCUUCCUUGUCCAUUGCUGCUGUUAAUAUAUUGCUGACCUCUUCCAUAUUUGGCUCUAAAGAAUCAAAAAAAACUUUUUUUGUUUCUUUUGCUAUUAUAACUACUGUUUGUUUUGGGGGCUGGGGGAAGUGAGCCUGUUUGGAUGAUGGAUGCCAUUCCUUUUGCCCAGUUAGACGUUCACCAAUCAUUUUAACUAAAUACUCAGACUUGGAAGUCAAAUGCUUUGUGUCACAGCAUUUAGUUUGUUCAAGCAAUUGUUUCUUCAGCUGCCUUGGCCAGUGGAAAAACAUGACUUACUGGUCUGACAAGCCAAAAACGUUGUAUCUGAUAUUAAGUACUGAUGCUGAUUUGAAGAGAUAGCUGAAACCAAGGCUGAAGACUGUUUUACUUUCAGUGGGUUUUUUUUUCCCUCCUAGUGCUAUCAUUAGUCACAUAGUGACCUUGAUUUUAUUUUAGGAGCUUAUAAGGCUUGAGAUAAUUUCCAUAGAAAUAUAUUAAUUAUUGCCACAUACUCUAGUAUAGGUUUUGGUGGGUUUUAUUGUGAUUUUUUGUUGUUGUUGUUGUUGGUUUUUUUUUUGUUUGUUUUUUGUCUUGGUUGGGGUUUUUAUUGUUUUGGGGUUUUUUUUUGUUUUUUCUUUUUUUUGUUUUUUUUUGUUUUUUUUGUUGUUGUUUCUCAGAACUUAGGCAAAUUACCAUUAUAGUGAAUCUGUUUAUACUUGUAGCUUGGGACAGUUAUUGUAGUUCCUUUGGUAAAUCUACAUGCCCUGGUUUUUUUUUUACCAUCUUAUUUAAAUCUUGGUAAUCUGCUCUCUCUAUAUAUACCCACACACACACUUAUAAUGUUUAUGAUAGUGUGAUAGCAGAAUGUAUCUUUUUUUUUUUUUUUUAAGUUUUCCCUACUUUCCAAUUUAUUUUAAAAUUGUAGCUUUGAAUGUAUGCAUUUAGAAUACAUGACUAGUAGUUUAUAUUUCACAGGUAGUUUAAAUCUGGUUAGGGCAGUCUGCAAAUGUUGGUGGUAGUUUAGUGUUCUAGAAAGGGCUGUUAUUAUGGGUAGUGCCUAGAGGAGUCCUGUAUGCCCUCUGGGCACACAAUGGAUAUUAUCUGAUGAAUUUGAAAGAAGCAAACCAGAAAUGGCUUUAUUAUCCCCUGGUUAGUCCCUCAGACUAAUUUUAAGUCUUGAUGGGAAUUCACUGAGUUAGGUUCAUAGUGUACAUGACAGAAGUAAGCUUUAUAUAGUGGUUUACCUUCCUUUAGCUUUGAAAGUUUACCUUUGCCUUAGUUUUGGAAGUAAAUUCUAGUACUUUAGUUCUCUUUUGUAAUGAACACAUUAAGGACUACAUUGAAAUAUUACCUACAAAAUCGUUCUUCUAAGACUUGCUUCUGCUUCUGUAUGCUGAGAAUUGACCCUGGAUAGUAUAUAGAAUACUGUAAGGUCAUAAGUUAGCUGGUAAAGUGAUCAGAUUAAUGUAUAUUGGUAGUUGAAUUUAGCAAAGAAAUAGAGAUAAUCAUGAUUAUACUUUUAUUUUUACUGGAAGAGAUAUAACUAGAGUAUGUGUCUACAGGAGUAAUAAUGUUUUCCAAAGAGUAUUUUUAAAGGAACAAAAUGAGCAUGAAUCAAACCUUCAGUAUAAGCUAUGAAGUAAUACUUGGUUGUGAAUUAUAGUGGUAUCAGCUAGCACCUCUAUGAUUAAGGGUCUUUCAGUGUUUCUAGAGUAAGCCCUUAUUUUCAAGGGUUUAUAAGACAUAAAAUCUCUUUUCCUGGCUAAAACUGCUAUGAAAAGCCUCAGCUUAGGAAGACAAGUGUUUGUUUUUUCUUUCUGAUUACAGAAUCUAAGCAUUUUGACCCUUCAAUUUAGAGCAGUGCAAAAGUUGGAAGUAAGAAGUUUUAUAUUAAGUAAUUUCAAUGCUCAAAAUGCAAUCACUGUGUUGUAUAUAAUGAUUCAUAGGUCGAUCAUUCGUAAUAAUUGACUCUAAGGCUAUUAUUAAAAAAACAGAAGAAAGAUUAAAUCUUGAAUUAAGUCUGGGGGGAAAUGGCCACUGUGCAGAUGUAUUGAUUUUUUUAGAGGAAUAAUGAAAUUCUGCCUAGAAUGCAUAAUUGAGUUUAUGGAUGGAUGAUACAGCAUGUUGGCUUUUUUAUGUGCAGAAGAUCAAAGGUACUUGGAAGGAGUGCUUACAAUUUGCCAUUAAGCCACAAAUUAAGAUCGCAUUUUAUAUAUCAGCAGAGUAGCUUUAGAUUAGGGGAGAGGGUGGGAAGGUGGGAGGGGAGUUGUGAAGACUUAGUGGGACCUUGAUAGAGAACUUUAUAAGCUUCUUUUUCUUCAAUAAAGACUUGUCUUGCAUCUUGCUGUCAUUAAAGUCAGUUGUUCCUAAAAUUUUAAUCACUUAAGUACACCCACAAAACAAAAAUAUGGAGUUCUUCAUUUCCUCUCACCUUUAGCUUACCCAGUUAUACCUCAGUGUUGAAGCAGCACCGUGGUACCUAACAGACAUGGUGCUUUGAUCUUAUCAUACCCUCUGUACUCACCUGAAGGGAGACCUAAGCCUUUCUCUUUCUGAGUUUGAAUCACAGCCUUGAUGUGCUCUUCCUUGUUUUAUGUCCUUAUUCCUAAUGUAACGUGUUUAACUGCUUCUUGGUUGUAUUGGGUGGCAUUGGGAUAAGAUUUUAACUGGGUAUUCUUGAAUUGCUUUUACAAUAAACCGAUUUUAUAAUCUUUAAAUUUA
Molecule: messenger RNA, 4419 nt
Organism: Physeter macrocephalus (sperm whale)
Lineage: Eukaryota; Metazoa; Chordata; Mammalia; Artiodactyla; Physeteridae
Gene: YAP1
Product: Yes1 associated transcriptional regulator
Exons: 9
Coding region: 18-1553 (511 amino acids)
Biological process (GO): hippo signaling; positive regulation of transcription by RNA polymerase II
Cellular component (GO): cytoplasm; nucleus
Molecular function (GO): transcription coactivator activity; protein binding
Source: RefSeq, a predicted model, not a curated record